AUGUUCCUAGACGAUACCUCUUUUGGGCCCCCGUUCAUGUUCUUAGAGAUGGCGGGUCUCAACUUAUCGGCGCUGACUGCUCGGAACGAAAAUUCACUGGCAAAUCUGAACUUCGACUUCUCCCUAGUAAAGCUAGAAGCUCCAACAGAGUUUCGAGGCCUGGGAAAUUCGUUAUCGCUUUGGCGCCGCACAGUCGCCGAAACCGGUGAAGCCCAUCGAACAGCACGCAAACUGGGGGCAUUAUUUGAGCAGAUCGCGACUAUCCCCGACAGCCUCUAUGCGGCAUAUGGACUUCGGGUUUCCGAGAUUUCGGCUUCGGAAACCAUCAAUCCGCAGAACAGACACCGGUAUGGUCUCUUUGAAGGCCAUGUUGGAGCAGAUGCUACGACGAUCUGGGCGGCGGCUACUGCAGGCAAGUCAGCUAUGGCUAUCAACCUUUUGGCUUGCAUGUUGGCGCGUUUAUGGAGUGCAUCCCAAGCAACUUCAAUCUGGUCUGAGCUAGUGGAAAACCGGAAGAAACAAAUCAACGCCGAAUGUGACGGCAGCGAGUCCACCCAUAUUGCUCAGCUUCUCGCAGCUCAGCAAGAAGUCACGCGGAAAGAGUUGGCUGAAUGGGACUCAAGUUCUCGAGCUUGGAUCUCUCUUGCAGACAGAGUCAAGAAGACUGAGCAUCAGGAUUUAGAAGAUAUUCUUCAGAGCCUGAGCCUCCCUGUGGAUACGAGUGUCGACACAUAUACUAGCGUCAUACGGGCUUGGAACAUCGCGAUGUCAACUAUAGACAGCUUGAUUCGAGGCAUGCCACAUUCCGUAAACGGAGCAGUACUUGUCGCUAUUUCUGCAUGGCACAUUUAUCCUGACAUCGACUUAUUCGGCAAUCACAACAAGUCAUUUACCUUCAAUGAUUGUCUAGUCCAGCGAGGUGGUUGUUUGACUAUUGGUCUCGAGGACCGAUCACCUGCGAAUACUUGCGGUGUUUACUGGUCCCUUUCUUUGGCUCGCCUGAGAUAUUAUGGCGCCCCGAUGGCCCUGACCGCCCGCUCCGUGGACGAGUCCAAGGUGAUGUUUGAGGAAUUCGCCUUGGUAAUUUUUGGCACUCUUCUUAGGUCUUGGGCUGGUGAUAGCUUCAACCCCAACUUCGAGAUCCGCGAGGCAGCACAGCUCAUUGUGAUUAUAUGGGAAAUGUUGGAAAACGCAGCACCAAUUAGUGAAACGUGCCGGGAAUUGAUGCUUUUGCGGGGCAACUGGAUGCACAUAUUGGUAUCUGCAGCACGGACUUUAGCCGAUGCGGACAGUAAAAGUUGGCAAAGAGCAAAGAGGUUGGUAUUUUUGGGUAUCCGAAGAGGCGUCAGCGCUCUUCCAGCAACCCAAGAAAUGCCACCUUUCUUUGGGAUGCUGGACCCUUCGACCUUAACAUCAAUGCUCAAGGAGUCGGAUUCCGUGAGAAUCAGAUUCUUGAGAGGCUUGGCAAAGAGUAGGAAAUUGAAAGGGGAUGAAACAGUCAUUGGCUACAGGAGCAGAGACACUGGGUUAUUGGAAUUUGCAACGGCUGUGGCCAGUGACAGACAAAGCAUGAAGCGGAGUAAUGACGGCAGCCACUCAAUCUCAAGUGGUCAUACUCGAUGGAUCAGAGGUCUGGAAACUUUGGAAAGAAGCGAUGUUGUUUGCGACUGUGAAUCUGAGUUCGAGGUUGAGGUCGAAACAACCGAUAGAGAUUCUGACGGUGAGCCUGUGGUGGAUGAUGACACUGGGAAGUCAAAAAAGAAACGGCUGAAAAAACGAGAAAAGAGAAAGGCGACGGAGCACAAAGAUUGUGCCACGACCUGUCCGGUCUCAGUGCAGUACAAAAAGAUUGCGCAGCAAAUUGAACGGAGAAAGUCAAUCGAGUCCAACGGCGAAGUGUGCUUGGAGUACGAUCCGAAGGACAUUCAUUUGAAAGAUCAGCUGCUAUCCUGGUUCAAUCCUCCGGCCGGUAUCGAUGGCGGUGGACUAAUGGCGAACGACUACAACUCAACGAGCGGAAAUUCUCCAGAGGUUGACAGGCACGCAACCCCAGAGCCAUCUCAAGGAUUAGAUCGCAGCGUUGGUCAAGUCGACCUAGACUGGGAGCACACAAUACUGGAGCUCGACCGGUGGACAGACCAUAGAACUCGGCAAUUUCGCUGCUUAGUCGGCAGAGUCGAAGAGGCUGCUCUGCUGGUUCGCCAGGAAGACUGUAAUUAUGACGAUGUUACAGUGAAAUGCGCGCAACUUCCUUUGCCUGAGGUCCAGAGCGUGGUACUCACAGGUGCCCUCGAUGCUGAUAAAGUGCUCAAUCGCUUGCUCCAGCUUCUAUCGAAACGUGGGCAUGAGCAAAAAGAAAAUCAGGCUGGACUUUCAAACUUCCUUCGGGCUUUCAAAAUCCUUGGAUCCGCCUCGCAGGUUUACAAGCUACUGCCCGGAGCACAGGUUGCGUUGCGGCUUCUGGAACGCGAUCUUCCGAAAAUGGGCUGGACGCGGAACCUGCCGUUCUUCGACGAGAAGACUGUAGCUGGUGUCUUUUCUUCAUUCAAGUUCAAUAGAUCCCAAGCUCUUGCCUGCAUAGCGACUUUCGAGACCGGCUCCUUGGAUAUCGAGGAAAUGGAGUUACGAAAUGUUUUCGCCGUUUCAGUCGGGAACUCCAUCUACGCCCCAUCCGCACUCUUCAACGACCCCUACGAUGUCUGUGAAGACUUUGAGCUUAUGAGAAUUGUUGGAAACGUGGGAAAACCCGGUUUGACUAUGAUGAUACCGCCAUCCGACCCGCGAAUAUUGCAGCCGGAAUAUGAGAAAUGGCAAGUCAUCAAUCAUGAGCCAUUUGACGCAACCUGUCAAGACCACUUCGGCAAGACGAGCUUGCACCUUUCAUUCUCGGGAUAUCAGCAGCCUGUGGCAAGCACCGUAAAACACGGGGCGCAAGAUAUUGAAGCCCAAUACCUUGAGACUCUGGUGUCGGUCUACGACGGCAAACGAUGGGUAGCUGACCUUGACAUCCUCGCUGCCUUAGACAACUCCCAGGUCGAGCGUUUCGGAUUGCCCAAUGUUUGCCACCACGAUAAGGGGAUCGCCAUAAAUCCAAAAUGGAUUUCCGUGGAUUGCUGGGACGAACUCAUCGACAUGGUUCAGGAGGUCAACAUCGUGAGGGCUCACGGGAACUUUUUGGCAAGGCUUGCUGCGGUCACUGUCGUCAUCCAGAUAGGGCACGCAAGAUGCUUAGUGCUUCCCACUCACGCGGAAUGCUACGAAUGCGUCGAAUCUAUCCUCAACAGCGAGAACAUACAAUUGGGCGAGGAGGUGUCGUGCCCGGAAGGGAAAGACAUCAAAAUUCUAAUCUGCUGA
Molecule: messenger RNA, 3354 nt
Organism: Diaporthe amygdali
Lineage: Eukaryota; Fungi; Ascomycota; Sordariomycetes; Diaporthales; Diaporthaceae
Exons: 1
Coding region: 1-3354 (1117 amino acids)
Source: RefSeq, a predicted model, not a curated record